AUCUUUAGCACACUUCUUCUUUGACAUCUGGAGCCGACGAGGAAGCCAAUUUUUGGGUGUGUGCCUGGAAAGAGUGGAGCACAGCAAGGAAAGCACUCGCAGCCGAUCUCAUCGCACAGCUUGUCCUUGCAUCUUCUCGGGUCGCACUAUGAAGGCGGGCACAAACGAAAGAGUUGUCUCAGGCGCGUGUAGCGCAGUUGCGAAUGGUGAAUGCCAUCGGGAGAAAGACAGCAAUGGCGUUCUAUGGGCGUUUUUCUCCAAACCAAAGACCGCCAGUAUCACCACAAGCACCACAAUCGUCUUGAUCUGAGCCUACGCAUUUUUUUAAGUCGAGAGACGCAUUAGUGUAGCGGGUUUUCCUUGGCUUGGUUCAACGGCUUUACGGCAUUGCACAGGCAUACAUGUGCCGGAGUCUUUCGACGGGCGCAUAACAUCAAGGGCCUUUCAUGAUUGGGUUGGGCUUGAUUGCACCGCAAGGGUGAAAUGAUGGGGUAUUUGCCUUUGGAACAUGAGGAUGAGAAGACCACAGGGAGCAUGGAUGGACGGAUGGAUGGAUGGAUGGAUGGAUUGGAAUGCGGUAGGAGUUUUACUCGGAUUCGGGACAUACAAUCAUAUACAUGUUUUUAAAGCGCAGCUUUUUCCUUCUCUGUCGAACAACAUCUCAACGGGCGCUAGGAGAAUGGGUAGAUACACACGCGACAUUAGCAUAGCUACCUUAAUCAUUUCAUAUACAUAACCUCAAUUAGAUGAUGAUGGAUACUGACUG
This is a messenger RNA of Neurospora tetrasperma FGSC 2508, 766 nucleotides long. RefSeq lists its product as uncharacterized. NCBI's taxonomy places the organism in Eukaryota, Fungi, Ascomycota, Sordariomycetes, Sordariales, Sordariaceae. The transcript has a single exon. Bases 509 to 736 code for a protein of 75 amino acids. The record is from RefSeq and is a predicted model, not a curated record.